CCUUGAAGUUCUCGCUCUAAUGAAGUGUGAUGGAGUGACGCAGCGUCGCUCGCGCCCCUGCUCUUCAGUUCUGGAAACCCCGAGCGCGCGGACCUGCCAACGCCCGGCGCAGAGAAACAAACAGAAAGGAUACGAUCUUGAAUGAGAACAGUGGAUUUGUAAAAGCACAGCUAUGCAGACGAUCAAGUGCGUCGUUGUUGGUGAUGGUGCAGUGGGUAAAACCUGUCUAUUAAUCUCCUAUACAACUAAUAAAUUCCCCUCCGAAUAUGUACCAACGGUCUUUGAUAACUAUGCAGUUACGGUUAUGAUUGGUGGUGAGCCGUACACCCUUGGGCUGUUUGACACUGCAGGUCAGGAAGAUUACGAUAGAUUACGACCCCUGAGCUACCCUCAGACAGAUGUCUUCUUAGUCUGUUUCUCAGUUGUUUCACCUUCUUCGUUUGAAAACGUCAAAGAAAAGUGGGUACCUGAGAUCACCCACCACUGUCCAAAGACCCCCUUCCUGCUGGUGGGGACGCAGAUUGAUCUGAGAGAUGAUCCUUCUACCAUCGAGAAGCUUGCCAAGAACAAACAGAAACCCAUCACUCCGGAGACAGCAGAGAAGCUGGCCCGUGAUCUGAAGGCUGUCAAAUAUGUGGAGUGCUCCGCUCUGACGCAGAAAGGCCUAAAGAACGUAUUUGAUGAGGCGAUUUUGGCAGCCCUGGAGCCCCCAGAGCCCAAGAAGAAGCGUAAAUGUGUGCUGCUAUGAGCGCCCUGUUACACAUCUCUCCCCCUCCCUUCUUUGCUCUGCUAAGGCUGGUCCACAGCUUUACACUCUAAAAAGCAAUGUGUAAAAGAAGUGAGUUUCAAUAUUUGCUCUGCAAUAAAGAUAUAAAGAGUACCCACCAUACACAUGCACAUACACACACAACAAAAAAAACCCACACACGACCCACAUGCCCAUUAAUAUAAAAACCUAGAGGGCCUUUUCUAGUUUUGAUUCCAGGGGUCUUACUUCUGUACUUCAUGGUGAGAUUUAUUAGAGAUGCUGCCUUGGUUUGCCAGCCGUGUUUUGACAUUUAAGUGGGUUAAUGUAACAUACAGUAGUAGUGUUGCACAGGCACUCAAGUCGCUAAAGUCUUAAGUAGGUUCAGGUUGUAUUUCUCUCCAUUGUGCUGUGCAAACAUCGUACGGUGUUCAAAAUGGCAACCGAAUCUCUCUGACCUGAUCCGAAACAUCACUAGCCCAAGAAAUAAAAUAAUUAUUAUAUUUGGAGAUGUGUUCACGAGUCUGCCGUAAUCCCUCUCCCACCCUCGAACAACAUCACCUGAAGUGCUUAGAAAUAGCUCCCUAUUCUUUGCCAAUAUUCCCAUUUAAUAGGCAUUCAAGACAGUAGUCCUGUAAAUGGUUCAGUUGCUUUCAGUGUAUAAUUUUGACUCCUCGUAAAAAAAAAAAAAAAAAAAUUGGUCUAUCUCAAGCAGGGAACUUUCUAACAGUGUUAGCAGAACAAGUGGCGUGUUCUAAUGCGUUGCUAGGGACCAUGGAAGCGUUUUUCCAGAACUUGUGAUGCAUGUAGGUAAGCCUCCAGGUUCCUUCGGAUAGGUUAACAUUAAUAAUAAUGUAAGCUGACAAAAGUUGUUGUAGGCUCCAGUUGUUUUUAUUUUACCAAAUGUUUUUUUUUUCUUUGUGAUUAUUGAUUUUUUUUUUCUUCUUUGUUUUAUCUUCAUUUUGUUUUCCUCAAAGGUUCAUUUCACUCCUUUUUGUUUAGGGGCUGAAUCCACAGCAAUUCUCUGAUUCACCUGUGGUUUUUAAGAAAGAAAUCAUGCAACAGUUGAAUGUUUAUGUGGUAGUGCAAGAUAACCUCUCUCAGAACCAAGAACCAAGUUUAAUAGUGCAACACAGGUGGAUCAGAGUUAGUGAUUUCCAGUCUGUUUCCCCUCCCUAGUUAGUUAUUUGUUUGUUUUGUUUUGGUGUAAACCAAAUGAUCUGUAUGAAGUCUCUCCUUUGUACUGUAUAUGCAUUCUUUUGAGAAAAAAAUAUUAAACUUAUACCUUAAUUGCCUUUA
Molecule: messenger RNA, 2044 nt
Organism: Onychostoma macrolepis
Lineage: Eukaryota; Metazoa; Chordata; Actinopteri; Cypriniformes; Cyprinidae
Gene: cdc42
Product: cell division cycle 42
Exons: 6
Coding region: 173-748 (191 amino acids)
Biological process (GO): small GTPase-mediated signal transduction; modification of synaptic structure
Cellular component (GO): dendritic spine
Molecular function (GO): GTP binding; GTPase activity
Source: RefSeq, a predicted model, not a curated record